AUAACAUUUUGGUCCGGCUCCGGCGUAUUGGCAGCUUGAGCCUCAGUCUCUUGCGCGUGAUCGGUAAAAACAAAUCGGCGGACCGAAAGGUGAUGAGGAUAUUUCCAACGUCAUCGUUACUGUGUCGUUGUGAUUGUGUUGUUGUUGUUGUUGUUGUUGCUGCUGCUGCUGCGCGCCGUCGCUGUCGCCGCGCUGUUAUCUUAGCUCGUUGUAAAUUUGCGCAGUACACAGCAAAAAGAGUGCGACAAGAGAGAUAGAGGCGCAGAAAAGACUGUAAAGUAAAAUAUAAAAUAUACGGUUUUUGUAUUUGUGUUUGUGUACCAGCCUCAGCAUCCCGCCAUUGUUGCUGAUAUAUAAAUGUACAUAGCUUGUGUUACUGUUGUUGUUGUUCCUUACAUUGUGCAUCGCGUGUAACUGUAAAAACUGUGCCGCUGCCGCUCGCCGCCGCCCCCACCAGCACCACUGCCUGUCCAUUCGAGCGAACGCCCGCCCGCCCGCAUCGCAUCAAUUGCACUAAUUUCUUCAAUAAGCACACAAGCGCUCAUAGUUUGGAUUAGCAAAGAUGCCUUACCAGCCAGCGGGCAACAGUGGGAGCACCACAGUCAGCAAAAUGUCGCAGCUGAAAUUCUGGAACAAGCAGAACAGCAAUAAACAGCAGGAGAAACAGUUGCAGCAGGAUGGCAUUGAUGGCUCCAAUGAUGGCAUCAGCAAUGGCAACAACAGCACUAACGGCAACAAUAAUGGCAACAGUGGCAGCAGCAGCGGCAACAGCAGCAGCGGCAAAGACACAAAGAAUGGCAAACGCAAUUGGCUGCAUACGCCGGAGCAGCUCAUCAACGGCCAUGCAGUCUAUCUAGUCAAGUUCUUUGGUAAUCUGUGCGUGGAUCAGCCCAAGGGCAUUGAGGUGGUGAAGGAAGCUAUACGCAAGCUGCAGUUUGCACAGCAAAUGAAAAAAGCUGAAACGGGCACACAGGAGAAAUACAAGAAACUAGAGAUUACCAUUAGCAUCAAGGGUGUUGCGAUUCAGGAGCCGCGCACGCAUCAAAUUCUACAUCAAUUUCCAUUGUACAACAUUUCGUAUUGUGCGGACGAGAAGGGUGUGAAGAAGUUCUUCAGUUUUAUAGCCAAAACGGUUAAGAAUAAGGAUAGCCUGGAUAGCAAUGGCUACAAUAGCAGCAAUGGCUCCACCAAGUCAGAGGAAACACACGAAUGUUUUGUUUUCAUAUCCAACAAACUGGCCUCGGACAUAACGUUAACCAUUGGCCAGGCCUUUGAUUUGGCUUACAGAAAAUAUAUGGACAGCAAUGAGAAGACGAAUCUUAACAAGGCGCAGCAGCAAAUUGAGCAUUUGCAGCAGACUAUUGCCAUCUACAAGGAGCGACUGCGUGAGCUGUCCAAUAAAUUGCCAAAGGCCGAGCUGGAUGCCAUGCUAUUUAAACUGGGCAUUAAAGAUAUAACUGAAGCGCCCAGCAAUGAGCUAAAUGGCAACGCCACGUUGAGCAAUGGCAAGCUGGAUGAUGAUAAGCUGCUUAUCGAUACCAACUCGAGCUCCGCAUCAACGCACUCGGUCUCGCCCAGCUCGUUCUUGCCCAUUGUGCCGCCGCGCAAUUUGUCCAGCCAGAUGAGCAGCAGCAGCAGCGGUGGCGGCGGUGGCGGCGGCAAGAGCAACAGUCAGAAAAUGGAUGAGCUGCUGUUGAACUCGGAUUCGGACAGUGAUUUCGAUCCGCGUGCUGAUGAGAUACAGGAUAAUCUAAGCAAUGGACGUCAUGCCAUUAGCAAUGAUCUGUUUGGCUUUGAGCCCAACAAAAGCUUUGGCCAGCAGCUGUUCAUCAACAACAAUGAUCACAAGCUGCAGAACAACAACAACAACAACAACAGCAGCUUGAGCAACAACAAUAAUAAUAAUAACAUGAGCAUUAACAGCAGCGGCUUCUCCAGCGAGCUGAACAUAACGCCGCCUUUAUUGGCGCCGCCGCCAAAGAUUGCCGCACCACGUCGCAGCACUUCGGUCACUGGCAGCGGCAUUACGGGCCUCAAUGGCAAUACGGAUCUGUUUGGCUCCGAUCCGUUUGAAAUGAACAAUGGUCCCAGCGUCUUUAAGCCUCAGCUAAACAUUGAUGACUUCUCGCUGGAGAGCUUGGAUCCCUUGCGCAAAUAAGUCAUUUAUAAUUCAAGGCGGGUGCUAAACUAAAGCCAUUGUCUGUUAUUAUACGAUUAUGCAAAAAAAAAUCUGUAUCUUAGUUGAUUCCGCUAAUUUGCCUGCUUCGAUUUUGUGGCCGCAAUUUAUAAAUAUUGUCUGUGUAUUGUGUAUUAUUGUUUAUAUAAUUUUAU
Molecule: messenger RNA, 2331 nt
Organism: Drosophila busckii
Lineage: Eukaryota; Metazoa; Arthropoda; Insecta; Diptera; Drosophilidae
Gene: ced-6
Product: PTB domain-containing adapter protein ced-6
Exons: 7
Coding region: 563-2158 (531 amino acids)
Source: RefSeq, a predicted model, not a curated record